Messenger RNA from Siniperca chuatsi (mandarin fish), 3944 nucleotides. Its product is annotated as monocarboxylate transporter 12-B-like. Lineage: Eukaryota; Metazoa; Chordata; Actinopteri; Centrarchiformes; Sinipercidae. Gene Ontology annotation, biological process: monocarboxylic acid transport; transmembrane transport. The coding region runs from base 413 to 2266 and encodes 617 amino acids. The transcript has 9 exons. Gene Ontology annotation, molecular function: monocarboxylic acid transmembrane transporter activity. The record is from RefSeq and is a predicted model, not a curated record.
UCUUAUCCAGUUUGCAGGCUCACUUGUGCUGCAGCAGAGCACCUUCAGGGUGUUCGCAGGAGCGGCUGCAGCAGGAAAACUUUCAUUUUUUGAAUCGCCUUUUUGUGCUUCUGCCGAACAGUUGAGGCAUGAGGAGGUGACACAGAGGCGCAGAGACCGACUGGAAGCUGAUUGACAGAGGAAGAGGAAGAGGAAGAAGAAGCAAACAGAAAGGGAAGAAGGUCCUUUAAGCUUCCUGAAGAUCUUUAAGCAAGUGACUGCGGUUUUGACAGAACAAGCCCAGCCAAUGAAAACGUGCUGUACAUUUAGAGACAAACAGAGAACAUUGAGGAUUGGAGUUGUGACCUCCAGCGUCUCUUGUAACAGAGGGAGGGGAUACUGAUGUCAGUCUGCCUUGUGAUUGGCUGGAGCGAUGGCAGUCACCAAGGAGGAAAAGCUCAAGGGAGGCAGAAGGGCGUUGGGGGUCUCAACUCCGCCAGAAGGUGGCUGGGGUUGGAUGAUCGUCGCUGGCUGUUUCCUCGCCACCAUCUGCAUCCGUGCAGUGACCAGAUGUGUUUCCAUGUUCUUUGCGGAGUUCCAGCUGCACUUUGAGAAAGAUUAUUCCACCACCGCCUGGAUCCACAGUCUGAUCGACUCCAUCACCAUGCUCUGUGCUCCCCUGGGUGGUUUCCUUGGAAACCGUCUCUCCUGCAGAGCUACAGUGAUCCUGGGAGGUCUGCUGUCUUCUGCUGGUCUGGUCCUCAGCUCCUUCGCUUCCAGCCUGGAAUAUCUAUACAUCUUCAUGGGCAUCCUCACAGGUCUUGGCUUUGCUCUCAGCUACACACCAACUGUAGCGAUGGUUGGGAGGUACUUCAGUGAGAGGAAAGCUCUGGCCUAUGGCAUCGCCCUGUCUGGUAGUGGCAUCGGGACCUUCAUCCUGGCUCCUGCAGUCCAACUGCUUAUAGAGCGUUACUCCUGGAGAGGUGCUCUGCUGAUCCUGGGAGGAUUUGUUUCCAACCUGUGUGUCUGUGGUUCUCUGAUGCGGCCACUGGAACCAAGAGGAGGUGAAAUGAUAUGGGAGAACACUAUGGCAAACCUGGAGAAAGAUUGCAUAACAGUGCUGGAUUCCAAAGACACUGAACAAGUAUCUGCUGAUUGCAGCCAAGUGGAAUCAAAGCAGCUGAAAAUUAACCACUUAAAGGAUACUCAAAGGCUACUCAUAGCCAAUGAAACGCUCAAAAACUUUGGACUUGAAAAUGACAAACUAGGUCAGGGGAACAUAGUGCGGCUAUCAAGUCCGAGCCUGCCUGAUCCUAGUUUAACAGAUCUGAAGAUAGCUGAAUGCAUAUUAUUUAGCAACAGGCUAACAGAGACAAUGCUAGGGAAGAUCAAACUCUCAGAUGCUAAACUAGCAAAUGGUAGCACAAUUGAGGACUUGAAAUUGGUGGAAAGCAUGAACUUGAACAACAAGGCAGCUGACAUGGAUGCAAAGAUAGAAGACUCAGGACUCACCGAAGCUAAACCAACAGAUGCCUAUGACUUAGAUAAAACCGUUUGCCCUCCUCCAGAGCCUUUAGUGAACACACACACUUCAUCCAGAGGUCACUGUUUUUGCCUUGAGUCCAGGGAGGAAUUUGGAUUUCUCGUUUUACCCGACUUCCUGAUUCUGUCUGUGUCCGUCCUGUUUAUGGCAUAUGGCUGCAGUGCUCCAAUAGUUUACCUGGUUCCUUAUGCCCUCAGUGUGGGGGUGGGGCACAAGCAGGCUGCCUUCCUCAUGUCCAUAUUUGGAGUCAGCGGCAUUGUAGGUAACAUCACCUUUGGAUGGAUCACGGACAGGAAGUGUCUGAAGAGGUAUCGCAUGCUGAGCUACAUGGUGGCGAUAUGCAUGGAGGGCCUCUGCUGUAUGUUCAUCCCGUUCCUUCACUCCUUCUCCCUCCUGGUCGCAUUUUCUGUACUCUAUGGGUACUUUGACGGGGCGUAUGUAGCGCUCAUCCCAGUGGUGACCUCUGAUGUCGUGGGCUCCACCUACCUGACCUCUGCUCUGGGUGUGGUCUACUUCCUGCAUGCCAUCCCCUACCUGGUCAGUCCACCAAUAGGAGGUUGGUUAGUAGACAGGACGGGAAACUACGCAGCAACCUUCUUCCUCAGCGGGGCUUCCUUCAUGUUCAGCUCUGUGGUCCUAGCAGCUGCCAUGUUAGUCAGGCACUGCCGGAGGUCCAAGUCUAACUCAGCUGCACAUUUAAGUCCCAAUCACACUGCUGCUGCCGCUCAGCAGGUCAUCAAAUGACGUGCCAAUCGAGAUCCACUUCCACCUGCGCGGAUGUGUACCUCAUCACUGCUGAAAUGUGGGUUUACAAAGAAUAUAGUAAAGGUGCUAUUUUGAUGUGCAUCACAUGCGCUGAUGUGUUUUGGACAUAAGACCCCAAGCUCAGGCUCAACAAGAGCAGUGCCCAGAAGAACCAAAGCUGUCAUAACUAUGCCUUUUUUUUAAAGAAACAAUGUUGUGACUUUAAGACACACAGAUUGUGUUAUAAUGAGUUUUCUGUUUGUUGUUUAAUGUGGAUAUUUUGUUUUGUAAAACCAAAGGGCUUUCUUACUUCAUGGACGCCAAAAUCUGCAAGCAAGUUUCCAUUAACAUUCACAGGCUUUAGUGAGCUUUCCUAUAAUAUUGAGAUGUACAAACUGUUCACACCGAUUUAAUAUAGAUUCUAAAGUAUUGCUAUUAAAAUUUUAAAUAGUUUUUUUAAACUCUUAUUUUCCAAAAUGUUCCAUCUUGACAAUUGAUUAUGUUGAACAUUUCAUCACUACCCGUUAGGCUUCUCUGUGCAGGUAGCACUGUGUAUACAAUAAUACUCACAAGUAUUUACUUUUUAAAAUAUAUCUGAACAAUUAUCAUGAUGCUUCUAGUUCUAGUAGCCCUUUUUUAACAUUGCUCAUGUGAUUUCUGUGUUUGCGUUGCUGGCUUGCUUCCCGCUGCGUUUGUGUCAUAUCAGUAGAAGCAGAAGAAUGUGAUUUAUUUGCAUGUAUCAUGAACAUAUAAAUAUAAUGGUAACGAUCCUGCAAGUCCGCCAAGUCAUAGUGGCAGAUGCACAGGACCAAAACACUGCAGACUGAGAAUAGACCAGGAAUACUGCACACGUUCGAUCACUUUAACCAUACUUUAUUUAGUGAUGAUGUCAGGGUGGGUACACUAGAUUUACCAUAAACUUAUAAUCAAUCGUGAACAAUCUAUAGUGGAUAUUUCUUAUCGAGUAUGCUAGAUUGUAUUAAUGUGUAAACAAAUGAUCAUUUCAAUACCUCAGACUGCAUUAGAAGUAGUUGUGAAACUGUCUUGCCAGCACCACUGGAGCUGGUCUGUGAGGGAUAAAUAUUUGGAAAAAGUGAUAUUCAUACAGUGCUUACAAGGGAUUAUUUGUUUUUUAAACAUUGGUAACUUUAUCAAUGAGGUUCUUUUCUAACUGAAUUUAAAAGUGAAAAUCCCACACAUUCCUAUGACUUCCAUUUUGUGAUUUCAUUUCAUUAUUUUGAUGUUUAGUAUGAUUGAUGUUAUUAUUUACAGCAACAAAUAUCAAAACAUGUGAGACAUUUCAAGCAAAGACAAUGUGCUUACGUGAGGGGACUGUGACUAUUUACAAACUAUUUUGUGCAAUAUCCAAACGUACAGACCCUACAAACGGCUACAUUGCUCUGCCAUACAUUUCCAGACUUCCCGUAUUCAGGAAAGCUGGACAGAAUAAAAUGAAUGCUGGACUGAUGCUCAGAUUUAGGCGUUUCUGCUUAAAUUGUAGGAAGACUGCUGAAAAGUCUGUGCUUCAUGUUACAGGCAAUGCAAUUUGAUGAAUUUUGAAUUAGAUCCUAAGAUGUCCUGUGUUCUAUGUGAACCUCUGUUUCAGACUGUGUGGUAGUUUCUUACAGUGACCACUAACCUCUUUGACAAUGGAAAUCACAUUAAAAAUAUAACUCGA